Radiomyces spectabilis is the source of this 2394-nucleotide messenger RNA. Its product is annotated as p115 like vesicle tethering protein. Bases 1 to 2394 code for a protein of 797 amino acids. Gene Ontology annotation, biological process: intracellular protein transport; transcytosis; vesicle fusion with Golgi apparatus. Lineage: Eukaryota; Fungi; Mucoromycota; Mucoromycetes; Mucorales; Radiomycetaceae. The transcript has 14 exons. Gene Ontology annotation, cellular component: Golgi stack; ER to Golgi transport vesicle membrane; cytoplasm. The record is from RefSeq and is a predicted model, not a curated record.
AUGGACUUUUUCACACGAGGAUACAGUGCGCUUAGAGGGGAAAAAGGGCAACCGCAGUCGGCCGAUGAGACGAUUGAGAAGCUCGCUGAUUGCCUUGAAACCGCCACUUUGCUGGAAGAUCGUCGCGCAGGCGUGCUCAGUCUCAAAGGCUUGGCCAGAGACUGGACCGAGCAAGUGGGUGAUAAAAGUUUACCGGCACUUGUGAAAGUCUUGCACACGGAUUACAGAGACGCCGACAUUGUAAAGUCGUUGUUGGAAACAUUGACCAUUUUAUGCACGGUCCAGAAUCAGAAUUCGGCCUCGGAUAUCGGAUACAAGUUUACGGAUUAUUUUAUUGAAGAUUCGACCAACGUGACCAUUUUAUUGGAUGUUCUCGAAGAAUUCGACUUUUACGUGCGAUUCAAUACCAUCAAAUUGCUUUCAACACUGCUGAUCAAUCGCGAGAAACGUAUUCAAGAAUGUAUUCUGACCAGCCCCAUGGGCAUCACUCGGCUUGUCGAUCUCUUGGAUGAUAAACGAGAAAUUAUUCGAAAUGAGGGUUUGCUACUGCUGAUUGCAUUGACGCGAAGUAAUACCGAGGUGCAGAAACUCGUCACGUUCCAAGCGACUUUUGAAAAACUGCUUGCCAUUAUUGAAGAACAGGAAGGCAUUUCGGGCGAUAUUGUGGUUCAGGACAGUUUGACCUUGAUGCAUAAUCUUUUACGCUACAACGUUUCGGAUCAGAUCUACUUUCGCGAGACGAGCUGUAUUCAACAAAUUCCAGGACUCCUCGGUUAUGUGGGCGAUAGUGAAGCGGAUCAUGUGCCUUACUCCUUUGAAGACUGGCCGCCGCAGAAAGUGGCCAACACGGUGCUAGUGUUGGAACUGAUUCGUAUUCUUGCGGAGCCGGAAGGCGCGAAUACGCCCGCGAAUCAAAAAGUGAUGGUACAAAGCGGCAUUCUUUUACCCAUUGUUCAGCUGGGGAUUUGUUCCAACGCCCCUUCGCUGGUCCGAGCCGAAGCGCUGUAUGCGAUCGGUUACGUUUUACGCGCCAAUGCGGUGAAUCAAGACAUCUUUUCGCAGAUCAUGGUGGCCAGUCCGCCAAAAAUCAUUGAUGGUCAGAUCGAUCCCCAAACCGCGUCAGGCAUUCCUCGACCGGCGAUGGUGUCCCUGAUUGCCAUUGCGCUCAACACGGAUACCGAUAGCCAGUACAGCUAUUCGAGUCGCGCCGCCGCCGCCUAUGCGGUCUCUUCAUGCAUCGAAGAAAACAAGGACGCGCAAAUCGUUCUUGCUGCCACCAUGAAAAGUCCACCCGAAGACAAUGUCAAUACCCAAUUUGCAGACAAACCUCAUUCGGCUGGUUCGCUCCUUCUUGAAGUCAUUGAUAACUGGGAGUUGUCCGUCAAAGAUCCAUACAAAGUAUGGUUCGCUUGCACUAUUUUAUCACACAUCAUCCGAAAUAACGAGGAAGCCAAACAAGUCGCUGGAGCCAUUGUUUUUGGCGAAGAAGAGCAAGGCAAGUCAUCAUUUUGGGGAGAGGAACCUGUGCCUCUGCUGCAUCAUAUUACGGCUCAGUUAUUAAUGUGUACAAAGAGCCAGGGGAUCAAUGCCCGGAUACCUAUCGCGUACUUGUGCCUAUUGAGCAUAUGGCUGUAUGACAGUCCCAACUCCGUUUCGUUAUUCCUUUCGGAAAGCACCCAUAUUCAAUUUUUGAUCCAAGAGGUACAAUCAUCGGCCAACGAUCCAAUUGUGCAAGGACUGGCGGCUUUUUUUCGGGUGGAUCAGUUCAACAGUCAUUUAGCGCGAUUGCGAGACAGUUCGGCGGUGAAGAAUGCGCCGCAGUACUUGCAGAUUUCCGCCGAAGAAGAGUAUAUCUCGCAAAGCACGCAUUCACUUCCGUCGCUGCUUCUCGAUAGCACCUUUGUGGAAUUCUUCAAAGAUACUUAUGAAACCGUUCAGCGCUCCAUCAAAAAGAAACCCGCUAGUUUCCAAACACAGAAAGCGACGGCCGCCGCUUCGGUAGAUCCUGCGUCUGAAAAGUUGAUUGAAGAAUACAAACACACGAUUGCCAAUCAAUCCAACGAUAUUAAAGCACUGGAGCAGAAAGUCGCUCAGUUGGAGCAAUCCUUAGCCAACAGUGUAAGCCUCUGUCGUGUUUGUUGUAUUUUUUUUAAUCUUGUAUACAUGUUGCUCACGUUCACCACGCAAGACGAGGACUGGAAAAAGAAAUUGGCCGACUCGGAAUCGAGCGUGGCAGCUGAAAAGAAGAAAUUCGUUGACCUUGAGCGGGAGCAAGAAGAUCUGCUGAUCUGCAUGGGCGGACAAGAUCUGGAGAUUAAAAAGUACAGACAACGAGUGCGUGACCUUGGUGGUACGGUAACAGACACGGAAGAUGAAGACGAGGAGGAGGAGUAA